AUGGCCUCGUGUCUGGAACAACGUUGGACUUCAAUUCUUCCUGCGUUAUAUGGUGCAGCGAUGACCAUGGCCUCUCUUCUUUGCGGAUAUCUUGUGGAUCGCACUGCAUCACGCCGGUGGCUUCUCAUAGCAGGACUCGCGGGAUUAGCGGUUGCCACGGCGCUCCUCUGCAUUGGAUCACACCUAUCUCUAUGGAUUCUGGGGCGUUUACUGCAGGGCGGAGCUGCUGCGGCGGUCUGGACAGUUGGGAUGACACUACUAGUGGAUCGAUAUCAAGGAGAUGCACUGGGCAAUGCGCUGGGUUAUUUCGCCAUGUCCACAGUAGUAGGAGCCACUGCUGGGCCGCUCUUGGGUGGAGUCCUUUAUGAACAUGCGGGCUAUUACGCCCCAUUCGGACUAGCAUUUGCGCUGAUAGCUUUGGACCUAGCCCUCCGGAUGAUGAUCAUUGAAACGGAGAAAGAUCAGGUAACAUUCGAACAUACGGACAUGGAGCUCUCACAAAUAUCUGCCGAUGAACGACAAUCAAACCAUCAAGACAGUCCUCCCGCUGCUACGGCCGCUUCGGGAGGAAGAAAAGGAGCCAGAGCUUCCGGUCGAGAAGACCACACAACAAGCGAUCUCGAAUUCAUGGACCCUUCUUCACGAAGCUCGCGUCAAACAACCAUUAAUAAGGCAGUCUUCGCUCUACUCCGGUCUCCACGGAUGGCUCUCGCGUUAACGGUCUAUUUCCUUCUUUCUACGACCCUAACGGCAUUCGAUAGUGCAUUACCACUCUUUGUCCGUGAUACCUUUGGUUGGAAGCAAUCUGCUCAAGGCCUUAUAUUUAUUCCCCUGAUGGUGCCACACGUUCUUGAUCCCGUCAUUGGGUAUAUAGUGGACCGCUGGCCUAAGACCCGCUGCUAUUUGAUUACGACGGGUCUAUUGGCGAUGGUACCGUUAAUGGUAAGCCUGCGAUUUAUUACCGAGAAUAGUAUUGGCCAUAAGGUUCUUCUCUGUACAUUAUUAGCACUUAUCGGCGGUUGUGUUGAACUUAUUGAGACACCAACUAUCGUUGAAGUGACUAAUCUUGCACUUGAGGCAUCGACAGCAUGGCCUGGGGCGUUAGGUAGGAAUACCUCGAUUGCAUUGGCCUGUGGGCUCUGUAACUGUGCCUUUGCUGCGGGUUCAAUGGCGGGCCCCUUCUUGGGAGGGUUCAUUCGGGAUCAUGCUGGUUGGGGGACCAUGUCGUGGGCACUGGCGGUGCCGACGGGAGUGUGGGGGAUACUUGUGUUGUUAUUUCUUUGCUGA
Messenger RNA from Aspergillus eucalypticola CBS 122712, 1287 nucleotides. Its product is annotated as MFS transporter. The coding region runs from base 1 to 1287 and encodes 428 amino acids. Lineage: Eukaryota; Fungi; Ascomycota; Eurotiomycetes; Eurotiales; Aspergillaceae. Gene Ontology annotation, biological process: transmembrane transport. The record is from RefSeq and is a predicted model, not a curated record. The transcript is spliced from 3 exons. Gene Ontology annotation, molecular function: transmembrane transporter activity.